Molecule: messenger RNA, 798 nt
Organism: Andrographis paniculata
Lineage: Eukaryota; Viridiplantae; Streptophyta; Magnoliopsida; Lamiales; Acanthaceae
Product: desmethyl-deoxy-podophyllotoxin synthase-like
Exons: 2
Coding region: 1-798 (265 amino acids)
Molecular function (GO): monooxygenase activity; iron ion binding; oxidoreductase activity, acting on paired donors, with incorporation or reduction of molecular oxygen
Source: RefSeq, a predicted model, not a curated record
AUGGAUUACGAAUCGUCUUAUGGCAAGGUUCACCCAAAUGAUACUAUCUUGAAACUCCAAAGAACGACGCCUUACUACAAGAGAAAUCGAGCACAUGUUUGCAGUUUCUAUGUUCGAGGUCGAUGUACAAAAGGGCCAGAGUGUCCUUACAGGCAUGAGAUGCCCGAGGAGGAUUUCUUUAGCGCCGGGAUCGAGACAUCCUCGGCGACGAUAGAUUGGGCUAUGGCGGAAAUGCUAAGGAACCCGAUAGUCCUUAACAAGGCACAAGAUGAGGUGAGACGCGUAUUCGACAAAAAGGGAUUUGUCGACGAGUCAGACUUCGAUCAACUAACGCACCUAGGAAUGGUAAUCAAAGAGACGCUACAAAUACAUCCCCUGGCGCCGCUAUUGCUUCUGCGACAAAGCCGCGAGCGUUGCGAAAUCAACGGCUACGAUAUACCCGUAAAAAGUCGAGUUAUUGUGAAUGCGUGGGUGAUGGGAAGAGACCCGAAGAGUUGGAAAGAUCCCGACAUUUUUAGCCCCGAGAGAUACCUUGGCAACCCCGUCAAUUACAAGGGGAAGAACUUCGAACUCUUACCGUUUGGCGGCGGCCAGAGAAUCUGCCCGAGAAUGACGUUCGGGCUGGCGAACGUCGAGCUCCUGUUGGCGAUGUUUCUCUAUCACUUUGAUUGGAUUCUGCCCAACGGAAUUAAGCCAGAAAAUGUCGACAUGGUCGAGACAUUUGGGAUUACCGCGAGAAGAAAGAACCCAUUACGUGUGAUUCCUACCGUUAAGAAUCCUUUGCCUAAACUAGUGUAA